UUAUGUAUUGUUUGUGGUUACCUGCUGCAGUUUACCGAGAUCUUGCAAUUGGCUUUCUGCCUCGUAAUCUGCCCAAGAACCAACGUUUCCUGUAAGAAAUUUAUCUGUUCGUUCAGUUAAAACGACAGACAGACGAUGUUCUUCUAAUAUUGAUGGAUUGCAAGAAUAUGUAAGAGACACGGAUUGGCAAGUGCCAUGUACCAAAUGCGGAGACACUGCAUCCUGAUAUUAGACAAUACAGUGACUUGCCAUUGUGGAUAGAAUAGAUGAGCAUACUGAGAAGCUACGUGGUAAAUCAAUUAUGAUGUACUGCGCAGGAGGUAUACGCUGUGAGAUGGCCUCAGCUUAUAUCCACUCCAAAAGUGAAGGCUUUGAGAAUGUUUUUCAGUUGUACGGUGGCAUCAAAAGAUAUUUGGAGCAAUUUCCAAAUGGUGUCUAUUUUGAUGGAAAGAAUUUUGUACUUGACAACAGAAUAUAUGUGGGAAGCCUUAAAGACAACAAACUUGGAACUUGUUUGAUAUGUGGUUUUACUUUUACCUAUGAUGACUACUCGUCCCGGUGCCGUUGCAGCCACUGCAGAAUGUUGGUUCUAGUGUUCUCCACAUGUCAGGAUUGUACCAAGGCCGAAGAGCUCAAGGACCAGCUGGGCUCUGGCCACCCCACCUUCAUCAAGCCCAUGUCCCACGGCUAUGCCACCAAAUCAGACAGUCUGAAAAUCCUGUUGAACUUCAGGCAGCAUCUCCCGGUGCAUGAUGAGAUCAUGGUUUUGGUGGAUGAGAUGAAUAACGAUUUUCACUUGUUAUAUUCCUACAAAAACCACAGAACUGACGGCUGCAACCGUAGGAUUAACCAGUGGAAAGGGUUUGCUGCUAAGCACGAGUUGGCUGAUGGUGACUGCUUGGUGUUCCAGCUGAUAGAGAGCAGAAAGUUCAAGCAUGGUUGGUACACAGAUUUAUAAAGAACCCAGAAAAGGAAGAUACCUUUGUUAUGACAUGCGGCGGCAAAGGGACCCUGAGCUCCUCCCUGAUGCUGAUGAGGAUGGAGCAUGGAAGGACCUGUCGUUCACGUGCUGUCCCGGCAUCCGACAAGGCCUUGGCGGACCUGCAGGAGACGGCCGUGGGCGAGGGACAGUGCUCAGUUUGUCUUGAGCCUCUCGACGCGGGCGAUGCCACUAGUUCAGGAUGAUGCCGUGCUCCCAUUCCUUCCAUUUGGAUUGCAUCUUCGCCUGGCUCCUAGUUAGCCCACUCAGCCGCUUCACGCUGCCCAAAAAGCCUAGGACUAAGCUAUGUAUUGCUUGUUAAAGAGACUAGCAAUGGCUGGCACGGCGGCACGCCGCGCCUCUGCUGUGGCUAGUCGAUGAUAAUUGUUGUUUUAAAUAUGGAACAUGGAAAUAGUAGAGGAUGGUCCGUAAAA
Messenger RNA from Lolium rigidum, 1413 nucleotides. Its product is annotated as rhodanese-like domain-containing protein 6. The coding region runs from base 302 to 958 and encodes 218 amino acids. Gene Ontology annotation, molecular function: DNA binding. The record is from RefSeq and is a predicted model, not a curated record. The transcript is spliced from 8 exons. Lineage: Eukaryota; Viridiplantae; Streptophyta; Magnoliopsida; Poales; Poaceae.